This is a messenger RNA of Coccinella septempunctata (seven-spotted ladybird), 1726 nucleotides long. Its product is annotated as myrosinase 1-like. NCBI's taxonomy places the organism in Eukaryota, Metazoa, Arthropoda, Insecta, Coleoptera, Coccinellidae. The record is from RefSeq and is a predicted model, not a curated record. The transcript is spliced from 8 exons. Gene Ontology annotation, biological process: carbohydrate metabolic process. Gene Ontology annotation, molecular function: beta-glucosidase activity. Bases 119 to 1591 code for a protein of 490 amino acids.
CAAGGAUUUUGUUUUUGAUAGGUCCCUCAGAUAAUGAGGAUGAUUUUUAUAAAUUAGAAAACUUGCUUAGUUUCAUUCAAGUGGUGCUUAUAUACAGAUCUAGGAACACAACUGCAGCAUGAGCAUGACUGUCAUUCAUUCAAUAGCUUUCUUAUUUUUAACAGCAGUAUCUUGCGAAGUGAGUAACUAUAGUUUCCCUGAAAAUUUCCAAUUUGGAGUCGCAACAGCAUCUUAUCAAAUAGAGGGCGGAUGGAAUGAGGGCGGACGAUCAGAAAGCAUAUGGGACUAUAAUUUGCAUCAGAAUCCUAAUUUGACUGAUGAUAAGUCUAACGGUGAUAUUGCUUGCGACUCCUAUCAUAAAUGGAAAGAAGAUAUUGAAAUUGUUAAGAACCUGGGGGUUGAUUUUUAUCGGUUAUCGAUAUCAUGGUCCAGGAUUCUUCCAUCUGCAUUGAAAGGCUCCGAACUGAGUACUGAGGGUGUAAUUUACUAUAAUAAUAUUAUUGAUGAACUAAUAGCUAAUAAUAUAGUUCCUUAUGUUACAAUAUUCCAUUGGGAUACUCCGCAAGUUUUGGAAUUCAAAGGCGGUUGGCUGAAUGAAACGGUGAUCGAGGAUUACAUUUAUUACGCUAGAAUUCUUUUUGAGUUAUACGGCGAUAGAGUGAAACAUUGGAUAACUUUCAACGAACCUCACCAAAUUUGCGAACAAGGGUAUGCUACUGCAGAAAAAGCUCCAUUCAAAACAUUACAAGGAACUGGAGAUUACCUAUGCUAUCAUCAUGUCGCCAUUGCUCAUGGAAAAAUAUAUCGUAUUUAUGAAGAGGAAUAUAAACCAACUCAAAAAGGGCAAGUUGGAAUAACGAUAGAUUGUGUAUUUGGAGCACCGAAAACAGAUACCGAAGAAGACAAACAAGCCGCUAUUGAUUACAUGGAAUUUCAGUAUGGCUGGUUCGCACAUCCUAUCCUUUCUGGGAAUUAUCCACCUUUGAUGAUUGAAAAAAUAGGUGAAUUGAGUAGAAGGGAAGGCUUUCCAAAGUCUAGAUUACCGGAAUUCACACAGGACGAAAUAAAAAUUAUAAAUGGAAGUUUUGAUUUUUUGGGAUUGAAUCAUUAUACCACAGUAUUGUGCUCCUAUGGGGGAAAUUAUCCAGUACCAUCUCAUCGAAAUGAUUUGGGGACUAUAGACAGUAUUGAUCCUUCCUGGAAGCCUUCAGCAGCAGACUGGUUGUGGGAGGUACCAUGGGGUUUACGCGGACUUCUGGUAUAUAUAAAAGAUCACUACAAUAAUCCACCAGUUCUAAUAACGGAAAAUGGUUGGGCAAACAGGGGCAGAUACAUACAUGACGUUGAUCGAAUAAAUUACAUGAAAGGAUAUCUUUCGGAAGUCCUGAAGGCGAUUUAUGAUGAUGGUUGUAAUGUCAUAGGUUAUACUGCAUGGAGUCUUUUGGAUAACUUCGAAUGGACUUACGGAUAUACAAUGAAAUUCGGAUUGGUCUAUGUGGAUUUUGAAAGUGAGAACAGAACCAGAACUCCAAGAGAUUCCUAUGAAAUAUAUAAAAAAAUUGUAGCAACCAAAAGCUUACAAAUUUAUUAGUACGGUUCAACUCUCCUUCUCUGGGCAGCUGAAUUGUACUGUGUGAGCAUGGUAUAUAAAUAUAUACAUAUUUUUAAUUAUUCUUGUAAAAAUUUAAAUGCUAAUCAAAUAAAUAUAUUUUCGAAGGCUUUUCAA